CAGUACGAGGAACCGUCUUCUCCUCUGGACUUUGAUGAAAAAGCAGACAGAAUCCUCACCAUGCGCUCCUUCUCAUCAUCUGAUGAUUCACCACCCAGCAGUGUGUCACCUCAGCCUUCAACAGCUUCAGCAAAUACCAAAGAAAUCGACAGUUCUCAGUCAACAACUACCUCAGGUGUGACGCAAGAAGAAUCCUCGUCGUUGUCUGCCACAGCUGUCUCUACUCCCGGUUUAACAGCGUCAUAUAGCCAGUCUACUUCCCCGUCCUCAGUAUUUGGAACAUUAUGUCAACCAAUCGAUCUUGCUCAACCCGUCAACUCGUAUCAACACCAACAGCAACCCAGUGACGGUCUCUCUGUUGACUGUGCGAGUGAGUUUGAUGUAAACGAGGCAGCUAAAAGACUCUCCAUGGCAACCUCUGACCCCAUUGACUCAACAGUUUCCGGCGAAGACAAGACAACGAAGAAGAGUUCGAAAGAGAUCAGCGAAAGCGCCCUCCGGUUCCACGCCAAUUAUCAGCGCCACCCUAAGCCUCCAUACCCUUACACCGGGAUGGUUAUACACGCUAUUUACUCAGCUCCAGAGAAAUGUCUUACGCUCAGCGGUGUAAGCCACAAACUUCAAGAAAUGUUCGACUUUUUCAAAGGCACCUAUAAAGGCUGGAAGGAUUCCGUUAGGCACAAUCUAUCCCACAACGCCUGCUUCGUGAAGGGAGGUCGAUCUACAGAUCCGGACAGUAAAGGGAACCUUUGGUAUGUGGACAUCUCCAAGGCACCCCUGAACUGCUUCAAGCUCCAAGACACACCAGUUGCUCGCCGUGGAAACUGGGCUCAGGAUCUCCACGUACAGCUAGGAGUACCAGAGAUUCACGUACCCUCCAAGAAACGCACUGUUUCAGCCGACACCAGAGAACUCUCCUGUGUUGUGAAUCGUGACCGUAACGAAACAUCCAGUGUUUACAGUGACGAUGUAUUCAGCAGUUCCAGCCCGGAAUCUGACUCAUCCUACCCAGUACCUCUCAGCAUUACUCCAAUUUCAACAGUCAGUGAAGAGUUCCCAUCAGCAUCCUACAACGAGAGUCUCACCGAAACACGAGAACCUGCCCUCUUCUCCGACACCAGCUUCGAAGACCAGGCUGCAGGGCCAAUCAGACCAGGGAAAGCCUCCCGUCAGAGCAAAAGGUUCAACCCAACGUGGAGUAGGAGGAACAAGGACGAUUUGAUGAAGUCUAUCGCCAGGAAAGCUGCCAAGACUACAUCACUGAACAAAGAUGAGACAACAAAGCAGAACCCGUCCACACUCUACCAGUUUCAGCAUUACCUACCCUCUCAAGCCUACCCGCAUCCUCAGUACAGCCAGCAACUCUCCCACCAGCCACAGUACUUUCCAGAGCCUAGCCUGUAUCAUCAGCAAUUCAGCCGGUGGAACAGCUACGACCAGUUAUCUCAAUUCCAGCCUCCUGUGUACCAGACAGCCUAUCCCUGGUUACCCACUUACGACAGACAACAGCAGUAUUACCCUGGGUAUCAGUACUUUCCUGGUCAACCAGAAGAAUACAGCCAGUGUUCUUACCCAUUCUCGUCUUGGAACCAUGCCAGCUACCAGGAGCCGUAUUACCAGCAGACGGCAGAUGACCUAGCGACGGCCAUGAAAGUCUUGUCUCAGCAGCAGGGACCAGUGGAUCUGAGUUUUUCCGAGGAACCAAAACAAGACUCGCCUGAGGACAAACCGUUAAUCAAGGAGGAGGACGGAUCUCCAGUGUUCUAGUGCGGAAAUUGUGUGUUGUUUGACAUUUUUCUGAGUUACAAGA
Molecule: messenger RNA, 1810 nt
Organism: Saccostrea cuccullata (small rock oyster)
Lineage: Eukaryota; Metazoa; Mollusca; Bivalvia; Ostreida; Ostreidae
Product: forkhead box protein J3-like
Exons: 1
Coding region: 61-1767 (568 amino acids)
Biological process (GO): transforming growth factor beta receptor signaling pathway; positive regulation of transcription by RNA polymerase II
Cellular component (GO): activin responsive factor complex
Molecular function (GO): DNA-binding transcription activator activity, RNA polymerase II-specific; transcription cis-regulatory region binding
Source: RefSeq, a predicted model, not a curated record